Molecule: messenger RNA, 1954 nt
Organism: Apus apus (common swift)
Lineage: Eukaryota; Metazoa; Chordata; Aves; Apodiformes; Apodidae
Gene: RBM17
Product: RNA binding motif protein 17
Exons: 12
Coding region: 573-1775 (400 amino acids)
Biological process (GO): mRNA cis splicing, via spliceosome; alternative mRNA splicing, via spliceosome
Cellular component (GO): precatalytic spliceosome
Molecular function (GO): RNA binding
Source: RefSeq, a predicted model, not a curated record
GGUUACAGCCCCUCUCCCUUGCCUCCUUGUGUCCCCCGGUUGGGAUGCACCCCGCCUCAGGUCCCUUCUCCCGCGGGAGCGUCGUGUCCCCCCCCCGCCUCUCUAUCCACACGCGUAGCAAUAACUGAGCCCCAGCGCGUCGUGCCUGGCCCAGAACUGCUGGACUCCCGGGCUUUGGUUCCCUGUGGCGUGUGGGAAUUACUCUACUGCCUCGUCCUAACCCUGUUUCCGUAGGCAUUAAAAUAGUCCGCGCGUUUCCCUCUCUGUCUCCACACCUGUGCCCGGCGUCCGAGGAUAUCUCCUUCUCCUCUCCAGGGAAUGCGAUUUUCUCCCUCGUCUUGCAGGGCAGCCUGUUCUGCUGGGUCCUGGUUGUCCACAUUUCGCCGUAGGAUUAGGGUGUUUGCUCUUCUGACAUGAUUGCUGAGCAUGCCACCUUUUGGAGUUGUCAUAUAGUUGCUGGCUGCUGCAUCUGAGGCUUUUCCCACAGGCUUAAAGGCAUAUAAGCUCUGUCUAUAGCAGCGUCAUCUCCUGUGUGCUGGCAGGGUCCCCUGAAUUUUUAAAUUGAAGAGAAAAUGUCACUUUAUGAUGACUUGGGUGUUGAGACCAGCGAUUCUAAAACAGAAGGCUGGUCCAAAAAUUUCAAACUACUACAGUCUCAGUUGCAGGUGAAGAAGGCAGCUCUCACACAAGCAAAGAGUCAGAGAACAAAACAAACAACAGUCCUUGCUCCCGUGAUUGACCUGAAACGAGGGAGCUCUUCUGAUGAGAGACAGAUUGUGGACACACCACCUCAUGUAGCAGCUGGGUUAAAGGAUCCUGUGCCUAGUGGUUUUUCUGCAGGAGAUGUGUUGAUUCCUUUGGCAGAUGAGUAUGAUCCCAUGUUCCCAAAUGACUAUGAGAAGGUGGUGAAACGGCAAAGAGAGGAACGACAGAGGCAGAGGGAGCUGGAGAGGCAAAAGGAGAUUGAAGAAAGAGAAAAACGUAAAGACAGACAUGAAGCCAGUGGGUUUUCAAGAAGACCAGAUCCAGAUUCUGAUGAAGAUGAAGAUUAUGAAAGGGAGAGACGAAAAAGAAGUAUGGGAGGAGCUGCCAUUGCACCACCCACUUCGCUUGUUGAGAAGGACAAAGAACCUGUAGCAUCAUUUCCUUAUGAAGAGGAGUCCAGACCUCGGGCACCAUCUUCCAAAGCAGCUAUUCCUCCUCCAGUGUAUGAUGAGCCAGAGAGACCUCGUUCCCCCACGGGACCUAGCAACUCUUUCCUUGCUAACAUGGGAGGAACAGUAGCUCAUAAAAUCAUGCAGAAGUAUGGCUUCAGAGAGGGCCAGGGGCUGGGCAAACACGAACAGGGGCUGAGCACAGCACUGUCAGUAGAGAAAACAAGCAAGAGGGGUGGCAAGAUCAUUGUUGGCGAGGCUGCAGAGAAAGAAGCAGGCAAGAAAGCAGAUUCUAACCCAUUGACUGAGAUACUGAAAUGCCCAACUAAAGUGGUCUUACUAAGGAACAUGGUAGGUGCUGGGGAAGUGGAUGAAGACCUAGAAGUUGAAACUAAGGAGGAAUGUGAGAAAUAUGGCAAGGUUGGGAAAUGUGUUAUCUUUGAGAUUCCUGGUGCCCCUGAUGAUGAAGCUGUAAGAAUAUUUUUAGAGUUUGAACGGGUUGAAUCUGCCAUUAAAGCUGUUGUGGAUCUAAAUGGAAGAUACUUUGGAGGCAGAGUUGUGAAGGCUUGUUUCUACAACCUGGACAAGUUCAGAGUGUUGGAUCUGGCAGAGCAAGUUUGAUUUUAAAAAUCUAGCUCAAGGUGUCACUGUUUUGGCAAUCAUGUUUUCAGCUGUAGGCUGGGAAUAAGGAAGAGAAAAGUAGCUUUCCUAGCAAACUGGAAACAAGCCUCAUUGAAUGGAUUUUUCGCAUUCGUGGUGACUUAACAUUUUUUUUGUAAUAUAAAGCCCUUUGAAAGUCA